AUGGCGGUUUUGCUGUCAACAGCCUCUCUAUCAUCAACGACUGUUGAACUGAAAAUCAAUUUUUCUUUGAACAGCAAUAUUGAAGCAAACUGUUUAUCAAGAUUUCAGCUUGGUACCGGGCUGAAUGUAGGAAAGAAGAAGGACGGGUAUAACAAGAAAGGUUUGUGCAUUGCUUUAAGUGUAAAAGGUAGUGAAGCAACUGUUCAGAAAGCUGAGAAAAAGAAUGGAAACGUUUCAAGAAAAACUGUUAAAAGUUUGAUUUUGAGUGAAGGAAGAGAUGAGGAUGAGAAUUAUGGACCUAUAUGCCCUGGUUGUGGAGUGUUCAUGCAAGAUAAAGACCAGAAUCUCCCUGGGUAUUACAAGAAGAAGAAAAUGGAAGUAACAAAUAUGGGGGAUGAUGGGGAAUAUGCGGAUGACUUUUUGAAUGAGGAAUUUAAUGAGUUUGAAGAAGAUGAUGAUGACUUUGAGGAUGACAUCGAGGGAAAAUUGGAAGAAAAUGAUAAGGAUGGGAUUAAUUGGGAUUCGGAAGAAUGGGAAUCUGAGUUGGAAGAUGAAGAUGAUGAUUUGUUGAAGGAGUUGGAUGGUUUUGCUCCGGCUGGAGUUGGGUUUGGUAACAUUACAGAGGAGACGCUAGAGAAGGCGAAAAAGAAGAGGGUGUCUAAGGCGGAGAGAAAAAGAAUGGCUAGGGAGGCUCGAAAAGAGAACGAAGAGGUGACAGUUUGUGCACGGUGUCAUUCUCUGAGAAAUUAUGGCCAGGUGAAAAACCAGGCUGCUGAAAAUUUGAUACCGGAUUUUGAUUUUGAUCGUUUGAUUAGUACGAGGUUGAUGAAGCCCACAGGGAAUGCAGAUGCUACAGUAGUAGUUAUGGUGGUUGAUUGUGUUGAUUUUGACGGUUCAUUUCCAAAACGUGCAGCCAAGUCCUUGUUCAAAGUGUUGGAAGGAAGGAAAGAUGGUUUAAAGCUUAGUAAAAAGUUGCCAAGGCUUGUGUUGGUGGCUACAAAGGUUGAUCUUCUUCCUUCUCAAAUUUCGCCCACAAGGUUAGAUAGAUGGGUUAGGCACCGUGCCAAGGCAAAUGGAGCACCUAAGCUAAGUGGGGUUUAUAUGGUUAGUGCUCGUAAGGAUUUGGGUGUAAAGAACUUGUUUGCAUUCAUCAAGGAUAUGGCUGGGCCUAGAGGAAAUGUUUGGGUUAUCGGGGCUCAAAAUGCAGGAAAGUCGACACUAAUCAAUGCAUUCGCCAAGAAAGAAGGAGUAAAGGUCACAAAACUCACAGAAGCCGCCAUUCCUGGAACAACACUCGGUAUCUUGAGAAUUGGAGGAAUAUUGUCUGCUAAGGCAAAAAUGUAUGACACUCCAGGCCUCCUACAUCCGUAUUUAAUGUCCAUGAGAUUGAACAGGGAGGAGCAGAAAAUGGUUGAGAUACGAAAAGAGCUACAACCUCGAUCUUUUAGGAUAAAGGUAGGUCAAGCUGUACAUGUUGGUGCCUUAGCCAGACUGGAUCUUAAUGAGGCUUCUGUGGAAACAAUAUAUGUCACGGUUUGGACGUCACCAAAUGUCUCACUUCAUCUAGGAAAGAUUGAAAAUGCUGAUGAGAUCAAGAGCAAGCAUGCUGGCAUUAGGUUGCAGCCUCCUGUUAGUGUAAGCCGAGUCUCUGAAUUGGGUACGUGGGAAAAGAGAGAAGUCAAAGCAUCUGGAACAAGCUGGGAUGUGAACAGUGUUGACGUUGCAGUGGCUGGCUUAGGUUGGUUCUCUUUGGGUUUAAAAGGUGAAGCAAACUUGACUCUUUGGACAUAUGAUGGUAUCCAGAUCACUUUGCGGGAGCCUUUGGUAAUUGAUCGGGCACGAAUUCUUGAGCGACCCGGAUUUUUGCUGCCAAAGGCUAUAUCUGAUGCAAUUGGGAACCAGACUAAACUCGAAGCUCAAUCCAAGAGAGAGUCUCAAGAAGAAAGCGAUGCUGUACUUUCAGAACUUCAGAUUCUUGAAGCUCAAGCAUCUGCAAGCACACCAUUACCUGUUUUGUCCCCUAGAAGACGAAACAUGUCGACUCUGCACUAUGGUUGGAUGUCAAAUUAA
Messenger RNA from Fraxinus pennsylvanica, 2070 nucleotides. NCBI's taxonomy places the organism in Eukaryota, Viridiplantae, Streptophyta, Magnoliopsida, Lamiales, Oleaceae. The record is from the annotation of a GenBank genome assembly.